Messenger RNA from Hibiscus syriacus, 1054 nucleotides. RefSeq names its product putative RING-H2 finger protein ATL69. Lineage: Eukaryota; Viridiplantae; Streptophyta; Magnoliopsida; Malvales; Malvaceae. Bases 329 to 1018 code for a protein of 229 amino acids. The transcript has 3 exons. The record is from RefSeq and is a predicted model, not a curated record.
AAAGGAUUCAAAUUUACACCAAACUCUCACAAAUUGCACUGAUUGUUCCCAACAGAGUUUUCCCUUCCCUUACCUUCUUCUCUCAUGGAUUCCCUCUCUGUUUCCAGCAAUGGAACACUCAUCAUCAAACCUCAAACUCUUUCACUUUGUCACUCCAACUAAACCCUUCAAUUUCGUAUCAUGACGUGUAAACCGAGAAUGGGUUGUCUUAGAAUUACUUCAGUAUUGUUUCUACUGAUUGUAGUGAGCGCGAGUAGUUGAUUUUCUCUCCUUUCAUAGAAGGUUUUUUUAUGCUUGUUUUCGUAGAACAUAUGUAUAAUUAAAAAAAAUGAUAUCAGGAGGGGUAAAUUUGGUGAUGACAGUUAUAGGUUUUACAGUGAGUGUUAUGUUCAUAGUGUUUAUUUGUACACGUCUGAUUUGUGCUCGGAUCAGUGCUUCUCGGAGAUCCCUCGCAGUUUCUUCAAGAUCUGAUCUUAGUAUACUCGAGCGGGGUAUACACGGUCUUGAGCCUGUUGCAAUUGCAAAUUUCCCGACAAAGACUUUCUGUGAUGAGUGCUUCUCAGCUAACAAGGAUGCUCAGUGCACAGUUUGCCUUUCGGAAUACCGCUGCGAAGACACCUUACGAAUCCUCCCAUAUUGUGGGCACUCCUUCCAUGUAACCUGCAUUGAUAAAUGGCUACAACAGCAUUCCACAUGCCCUGUUUGCCGAAUAUCACUUCGGGAAUUCCCCGAGAAGAAAAGGUUGAUGCAACCGUUGUUCAGUUCACCGAAUCGAUCUCAUUUUGGCACAGAGUCUUUUGACAGGCAUGCGUACAACUGUUUGUCGAGAGGGCACCGUUUUCCAUCGAGAGCCCGUGACAACCCUGCGAUGGAACUGAUUCAAGAGAAUUCUUUUGCAAGAGGGGGAACAAAUGUAAAUUUAGAAGCAGGGGAAAACAUGUCCCGUACAAUUGAAGAUGAUGAAAACGCCACUAAAGAGACAAGAAAGAAGCAUGCGGAAUGCCAAUCAAACCCUUGAAUUAUGUUAGUUUGUUGAUUGUAAAGAUCUCCUGCU